Castor canadensis (American beaver) is the source of this 1208-nucleotide messenger RNA. NCBI's taxonomy places the organism in Eukaryota, Metazoa, Chordata, Mammalia, Rodentia, Castoridae. The record is from RefSeq and is a predicted model, not a curated record.
CCUUGACACCCAGAGCCAUAAUGGCAGAGCUGCCUGUGGCAGAGACACCUGGGGACCUUGCUCUGUGUAGUGGGCGCUUUACCAUCAGCACGCUGAGGGGGGCUGAUGAGCCUCCAUCACCAGCUGUCUAUGACAGCAGCCACCCCAGCCACCUGACCCACGGCAGCACGUUAUACAUGCGCACCUUUGGUUACAACACCAUCGAUGUGGUGCCUGCCUAUGAUCACUAUGCUAAUAGUGCCCUUCCUGGUGAGCCCCGAAAGAUGAGGCCCACAUUGGCAGACCUGCAUUCCUUCCUCAAGCAGGAAGGCAGCCACCUGCACACCCUGGCCUUUGACAGCCGGCCCAACCACGAGCUGGCCGAUGGUCUCAUGGAGGAUGAGGCAGGCACCAACCAUGAGAAGAACCCCGGAGAGCCUGUGCGCUUUGGCUGGGUCAAAGGGGUGAUGAUCCGUUGUAUGCUCAACAUCUGGGGCGUGAUCCUCUACCUGCGGCUCCCCUGGAUUACGGCACAGGCCGGCAUUGUGCUGACCUGGGUCAUAAUCCUGCUCUCAGUCAUGGUGACCUCCAUCACGGGCCUGUCCAUCUCAGCCAUCUCCACCAAUGGCAAGGUGAAAUCAGGUGGCACCUACUUCCUCAUCUCUCGGAGUCUGGGCCCUGAGCUAGGAGGCUCCAUUGGCCUCAUUUUCGCCUUUGCCAACGCUGUGGGUGUGGCCAUGCAUACCGUGGGCUUUGCGGAGACUGUGCGGGACCUGCUCCAGGAGCAUGACACACCCAUCGUGGACCCCAUCAAUGACAUCCGCAUUGUCGGUGUGAUCACGGUCACUGUGCUGCUGGGCAUCUCCCUGGCUGGCAUGGAGUGGGAGUCCAAGGCUCAGGUGCUGUUCUUCCUUGUCAUCAUGGUCUCCUUUGCCAACUACUUGGUGGGGACACUGAUCCCCCCAUCUGAAGACAAGGCCUCCAAAGGCUUCUUCAGCUACCAUGGGGACAUUUUUGUGCAGAACCUGGUGCCCAGCUGGCGGGGUGUUGAUGGCAGCUUCUUCGGGAUGUUCUCUAUCUUCUUCCCCUCAGCCACAGGCAUCCUGGCAGGGGCCAACAUCUCCGGGGACCUUAAGGACCCUGCUGUGGCCAUCCCCAAGGGCACACUGAUGGCCAUUUUCUGGACUACUGUCUCCUACCUGGCCAUCUCAGCCACCAUUGGUGAGUGA